This is a messenger RNA of Vicia villosa (hairy vetch), 585 nucleotides long. RefSeq lists its product as uncharacterized. NCBI's taxonomy places the organism in Eukaryota, Viridiplantae, Streptophyta, Magnoliopsida, Fabales, Fabaceae. Bases 1 to 585 code for a protein of 194 amino acids. The record is from RefSeq and is a predicted model, not a curated record. The transcript has 2 exons.
AUGCCAGGAGAGAUUCGUGACUACUACAACGCAAAUUCAGUUGACAAGUCUGAGAUUCAUGACCCAGCAGUAGUUGAUAUCCUCACACCAGAAUUUCUAAGUUCCCUCCGAACAUCAGGAUUGCCAAACCAUCACUUAAAACUAAAGGUUGGGACACCUAUAAUGCUCAUGAGAAAUAUAGAUCAGGCUGAAGGUUUAUGUAACGGCACAAGGCUGUGUAUAACAAAGAUGGCAGCCCAUGUACUGGAGGCUUCAAUAAUGGGUGGUAAAGGUUUGGGAAAUUUGGUUUACAUACCUCGAAUGGACAUGUCACCAUCCCAAUCACCAUGGCCAUUCAAACUGAAUAGGAGACAGUUCCCUAUUAUAGUUUCCUAUUCUAUGACAAUUAACAAAUCACAGGGACAGUCAUUGGAUAAUGUUGGUUUGUACUUACCGAAAGAUGUAUUCACACAUGGCCAGAUUUAUGUCGCAUUGUCAAGAGUAACAACAAAAAAGGGAAUCAAAAUACUGAUACAUGAUGAAGAAAAGAAAUUCAGGGAGAAAACUACAAAUGUUGUGUAUAAAGAAGUUUUUAACAAUGUCUAA